Messenger RNA from Pocillopora meandrina, 2457 nucleotides. The record is from the annotation of a GenBank genome assembly. Lineage: Eukaryota; Metazoa; Cnidaria; Anthozoa; Scleractinia; Pocilloporidae.
UUGUUUGAUUUUGAAAGAGCAGCUGAAACUGAAAUCCUCAUUCAGACUCUCCUUUGGAGUUUGUGUGUAAUGCAUGUGAUUAUCACGAAUGUAAUCAGUCGAAGGAAAGUGAAACCUUCUGAUGUUUGUCAUGGUGGAAAUUCAAAACAUGACGUUGGGAAUCGCUUCAACGAAGAAGUCAUGGAUGCACUUGAACAAAUGAUAAAGAAUUCUGUAGGUAAGUGAGACUGCACCUUGUAACACACCUUGUGUUAUCUAUGAUUGGUUCCUCUCGGCGUUAUUACUAUUUUGAAAUUCAAAUUGCAAUAAAAGCUUUUGUAUUGUUUUAAUAUCGCUACACUCCAACGUAAACAAGACGAAUGAAACAUUCAAUUCUAUUGUCAUUCAUGCGUUCAGCCAAUCAGAAGGUUGAUAAGUCAAUCGGUCAGUUGGCUAACCAGACUGUCAAUCAGUCAACAAUCAAUGAGUCAGUUGGUCAGUCAGCCAGUCAGUCAGUUUGGCGGUCAUUCUGUUAGUCAGUCAGUCACCCAUAAAAAAGUAGAUAAUUUGGUUUUAACAACCGAUUUGAUGACGUUAACCGGCCAUCGUGAAGAGUUUCUGAGACUGACGUUUUCCUUAGAGCUAAUGCUCGAAAUAUCAGCUGCAGAAACUCUUUACGGUGGCCAAUGAACAUUAUCAACUCUGAGUUGAUUAAACCAAACUGUCUUGUAAUGCUCUCCACCGUCUCAGCACCACAGUUUCUUUCAAAACUUAGCCCCUUAAUUAAUGAAAAAGUAUCAUUGACUUUACCUUCAGGCUGUUUCAAAAGGAUAGAUGCCACAGCAUCAUGCCAAUUGUUGGCGAUGAAAAUUUUACAUUGUGACAAAAUACUGUUGGAAGUAUGCAGGCAUAAAUUACCGGGCUAUCAUUAUAAGCGGCGGACAUACGCACGUUUACGCGAACUAAUCCCAAUGAGCGCUCUACGAAUUGUCAGUUAUUUUGUGGCUGUCGAACAUGUAACUGCUCGGUUUAUGUUGGAGUAUUUAAAUAAGCUUUUUUGACCUAGACUCAUCGUUACAUACAUAACAGUGGUUUUCUUUCGUAGCACGUAAGACUGCGGUUGCGAUGUCUUUGAAGCUCGAUAAAAACCGUGUACCGAUGGGAACCAUACAUGGAAUCUUCACGAAACUAAACAGCCACAAACUGGAAAUGUUGAUUUGGGUCAUUCUACACAACAUGUGUGAGUUUUUUUUUAGUGCUUCUCCUAGUCGUUGAUCUAUCUAGGAUUUUGCAUGUCCAUUUGUGGAUACUAAAACUAACGUAAAAUAAAGACUUCCUCUUUAUUUUUAAUCUCACAGCGCCUCUCUCAAUUCAUAAGUAAACCUGGGUACAGGUUAGCCUAUAUCCUAUACUUCUAAGACGGUUUUUUAGACCCGGAAGCUGACAUUAUUUAUUUCACGCCCAUAUGCUUCGGAUGAGAGGUCAAAAUGUGGUAAGAACAUCGGUGACACUUCUGACUGCACUUCGUGUGCCACUUUUUUGUUCAUACUUUGACGUCAUCUGUGAUCUAUUACUAAACAGACGCACUGCAGAAAUACACCACAUUUUCUUUAAUCUUUUUUCGUUUCAGUGUCCGUAGAAACAUGCGCUCAGCGAUUUUUUUCCUUCGAGUCCUUCAAGCUUGGACCUGUUUACACAGUGCAAAACAUCAUAGCAGGCACAGUAGAAGGAUUUAACCCGUUACAAGAUGUCCUGGUGACAGGUAAAAUAUAUUUAAUGCACAUCAAUAUAUUACGCGCAACGAAAUUGAUAAAAUUGCAAAUAUAAGAUUAUCAACUUUUUCCAUAUGUGGUCCAAUAAAUGAUUUUUCGUAGUCACGUUUCGUUAAAGAUUGAGUGAUAUUCUUAUGCACGGCCAAAGCACUACAAGGUAUGCGCUUAGAUUCAAGCAUAAAAAAUGGAUGAAACCAGAUGAAAACCAUGCGAUUCUUUCCUAUUUGCAGGAAACUUGGAUAAGAGUACGGAGUCCAUGGUGUGCAAGAUUGAGCCAUUGAAAAUAUUGAAACAACACGCGGAAGCUGAAUUAAAGACGUUUAAUACACCAAAGGAACGUGUAGAGGACAUUACCGAGAUGAUUUUGUCGAUGUGUGUGCCCUGCGUUGAAAGGAGUGAGGUUGAUGAAGAUUGGGAAGACUCAGUUUGUUCAAAGAUAAAAAAUUUAUUUGCGGAGAGUAAGAAGCCGCUUCGUUUGCCUCUUGGAGGAUACGAAGAAGCCAUACAAAUGAAAUUUGAAGGAGAAAGUGCGUUGUUUUCGAAUGAAACUGCGGAAGAGAUGAAGCGCACACUUAAAGCUCAUUACAUGCUGGCGGGAGGCCUUACAGAUGACUUUCAAAGAUUGUCCGAGGAGCUGAGAGAGAGAGAGGAAGAACAAAUUUGCAUUGUACACGAAGACAUAGAAACAAGAGACAGUCAUUUCCAA